CUGCGCAUGCGCUCUGACAGAGAUGAGGAAUCGUGGCUCCGUUAGCAUCCCGAGCUAGCGGACUGGUCGGGGAGCUCGGUGUGGAGGAAAGCGACCUGCGCACUGAAGGCAGAGAGAUAUCAGCGACUUCAAAUACCCCCAGCUAAUCCUUGAGCUAACCAUUAUCCCUCCAUGCAGUCCAGGAAAGAAAGAUAACGGUGAUAAUAACCCCGCACUGCCACCUUAAUUAGCCACCGUGCGAGGAAGAGCAGGAAAACUGCGUUUUGCGGGAAGAGUCUUCCUCUCAGGGAAGAGUACAUUUUGAAUCUCCAGAAUAUAGCUUCAACCUCGACCCACGUUCCUGCUUUGAAGAAUGAGGUUGCCGAGUCACAGACAGUGCGCGGUGGAAGGAGAGGGGAAGAAGAUGGACCAAGCUCCUCCGUUCAGAAACCCUUUUGUGCACGUCUUGAAAUUCACCCCUCUGGAGAAGGCAAAGAUUGCAUUAAUGACAGUCACACUGUUCCCCAUCCGUCUACUCAUAGCUGCAUUCAUGAUGCUGCUGGCUUGGCCUUUUGCCUUCCUGGCCUCAGUAGGGCGCUCAGAGACCACCGUUGAACCCCAGUGCCUCUGGAGGAGACUGGUGGACAUCAUUCUGAAGAUCAUCAUGCGGGUCAUGUGGUUUGCGGGAGGUUUCCAUUGGAUGACCGUGAAAGGACGGAAAGCGUUGCCUGCAGAAGCACCCAUCCUCACCCUGGCACCUCAUUCGUCGUACUUUGAUGCCAUCCCAGUCACAAUGUCGAUGGCCUCAAUAGUAAUGAAGGCGGAGAGCAAGGAUAUACCUCUCUGGGGGACUUUGAUAAAGUACAUCAGGCCCGUGUUUGUAUCACGGUCAGACCAGGACUCAAGGAAGAAGACGGUGGAGGAGAUCAAACGCAGAGCACACUCUGGAGGGGAAUGGCCUCAGAUCAUGAUUUUUCCAGAGGGAACGUGCACCAAUAGAUCCUGCCUAAUCACCUUUAAGCCAGGGGCCUUCAUCCCUGCUGUACCAGUGCAACCUGUGGUGAUACGUUACCCAAAUAAACUGGACUCAAUAACGUGGACAUGGCAAGGGCCUGGAGCGUUUGAAAUCUUGUGGCUGACACUCUGCCAGUUGCACAAUGAGUUUGUGAUCGAGUUCCUCCCAAUCUACACACCCUCAGAGGAGGAGAAAAAGAACCCAGCUCUCUUUGCCAUCAAUGUGAGGCGUGUCAUGGCAAAAGCCCUGGGGAUACCCAUCACAGACUAUUCAUUUGAAGACUGCCAGCUGGCUAUGGCAGAAGGCCAGCUCAGACUGCCAGUCGACACCUGUCUACUGGAGUAUGCCAAGCUCGUCAGGAGACUGGGGCUGAAACCCAAGAACACUGAAAAAGUCCUGCAGGAGUACGGGAACAGAGCCAGGAAGUUAGAAGGACAGAAGCUGGGCUUGGAUGACUUUGCCCAGUUCCUCGACCUGCCAGUUUCAGACAUGCUGCGAGACUUGUUUGCUCUUUUUGACGAGCAUGAAGAUAACUGCAUGGAUAUCAGAGAAUAUGUAAUAGCCUUAUCUGUCGUAUGCAGACCUGCCAAAACUCUGGAAACCAUGAAACUGGCCUUCAAGAUGUUUGAGGCAGAGGAGGAUGGUGCCAUCACAGAGUUAGAGUUGGCAGUUAUCCUGAAGACAGCUUUAGGUGUUACACGCCUCAGUGUGUCACGUCUGUUUACUGCCAUCGAUGCAGAAGACACAGGGAAGAUCACCUUUGAUAAGUUCAGGAGUUUUGUGGAGCAGCACCCAGACUUCUCUGAGGACUACCUGUAUACAGAAAAUGCAGGCCUCCACAGUGGACCCUGCCGCGACCAUCACACAAAGCCAAGCCUGUCUCCCGUGAACCUGCAAGGCACUGCCAGCACCAAAAUAGCGAACGGUAUCUGCCCCGAUUUCAGUCCCAACGAUCACCGCACAAAAGAUGGACUUCACAAGAAACACAACUGAGAGGGAGUAAAAAGUGUAGAGGCAGAAACUAACACCUCUCCUGGUGAGAGGGUGCUGAGUGGGUAGGUAGUUACUUGUCAUUAAGUAAAUGGUUGAAACAGUAAGGGACUACAUUUCUGUAACUACAAACAUGAAGACGUUUACCUGACCCUUUUUUAUUCAUAUUGUUUCCAUGAAAUUACUGAAGUUAUUUUCAGCCUGGUCACAGCUUAUUUUAGUAAAAGAUCUGUUUUUUUUCUUUAAAUAGCAAAGAUCAUCAAAAUGCCAAACAGUGGCUGUUUCAGAUACAAAGCUUGAAUACUUGAAGGGCAAGCACUUACAACAUUUCCUGGGGCAAACAUUUCUACUAUAUUUCCCCCCCAACAUAGUGCUGACUGUGCAUGUUUUUAACAUGAGGGACGCUAGAAAAAACAGCCCUAGAUGGUGACGUUUUAGUAAAACUCAGUGUUUAAUUAUUUUAUUUGUAACUUUUAUCUAUUUCCUCUCUUUAAUGGUAGCUGCCUUUUAGCUAAAAGUGCAGAAUGCAUGGGCUCAUGUUAUUUUGAGCAGUGUUGGGGAUUAUUCCUGUUGGAAGGAAGACCUAAGGGUACCAGUGACAAUUGUGGCUACUUUUUACACGCCACAUUUGAGGUGAACCCGGGUCUCUGUGAUGUGAUGGUCAUAAUUGCAAUGAGCCUGUUACAUACAUACAUAUAUACAUAAAUAUAAAUAUAAACAGUCAUAUAUUUGAUUUAGCUCAGGGUUCAGUAACAAAAAUGAAUAAUUAAACUCGUAUGAUGUCAUCAUUUUUGAUGCUCACUGGGUAUCGCGCAUGUCUCUGUUCCUCAGUACUUCCUCUCCCCAAUCAUCCCUCCUCCACAUCACUGCAUCACUGUCAUUCCUUUCAGGUUAGCGAAAUCAAGUGUCUUUUUUAAUUGUUGAAAUCUCACAAUGUGGACCAAAAAUGCAUUUGGUGAUUUAAUGUCACCUAUCAUGUUAGUGUUUCCAAUCAGUGUAAUGACUUCAAGGGGAAGUUCACAAUGUGUGACCAUUGAAAGCACACUCGGUCGGAAGGCUUUUAUUGGUUUGAUCGAAAGGCACGGUCACACUGCUUCCCUUUCUGCCUUACACUGAUACAGUUUUAAUCAUUCCUACCUUUUCUGCAGCGCAUUAUUUAUACGUCUUCCGUUCCAGGAUGCGUUUAAGGUUUCAAACAUCAGACAUUAGCCCAUUUAGAUGUACACAGAAUAAACUGUGUGCUGCUUUAAUUCAUUAACAGUGAACCUUUAAAUCCAGUGUCAGUAUUUGGGCUUGUCUGCAUUUGGAAAUCACCAUGAGUUUUCCUAACAGUGGUUUAACUGGCACAGCCAAGGUUGUCCAAUAAUGUGAUGAAAUUACCUUUAAAAAAAAAUUGAAAUUGUAUCUCCAACAGACAAAAAGCUCAGCUGUACAUUAGUUUUAGUAAUCUUUAAAUUAUUGAUGACAAUACAAAGUGACCUCAGUUGAAACUAGGAAGAAACGUAACAUUUUUGCUCAAAGGAAUUUAAUCUGAAAUUCCAAUCAACGUUUCAAUGAGUUGACCAAUCAUGUCACAUACAAGAUGAUUUUAUCAGACAUUUGCCAAUGCAGAUCUGGUUUUCCUCUUUCUGCCUCAAAAAGCAGACAAAAUAAUAAACUUGAGAUUAAGUUUCCAAAUGACAGAUAUGUGUCAUUUUAUGUAAUAAUUGAUUAUAAAAGGGAAUACCUCUCCUGAAUGGAUGAAAUGAAACGCAUUCAAUUCUGUUAGUAACCAGUUCGCUCUUGGGAUCUGUGCUUUCAUGGCUGUUUUUUUUCCCCUCUCACACACUCCACCUCUGUCAGUUUUAUAUAUAUAUAUAAUUUUUUUUAUAUUUCUAAGUUCAAUGAGUUGGUGAGUCUCACAUUCCCACCACAUUCAUGACCAUUCAUACUGUAUGUGUGUCUGCGUUCUGGCUUUCAGUGAAGCAAUAUUUCACAUCUCUUAAGCCUUCUCAAGACGUACGCUUUUGAAGAAUUCUGAUAUGUAUUUUGAAUAUUCCAAAUGCAGGACAUUUAGUGAAUUUUGAUAUACGUAUAUGAAUGAUUUUUAUUUUCACUGCCAUGACAAAGAUCUGUGAUCUUCUCUCCUCAGCAGAUUGUAUUGAUGGUGAAAAAUGAGCCACAUUUGUUUUCCUUUGUAUAAUACUGCGAUUGUUUUGUGCUGUAUUCCUCCUACAAAGUGUAAAGUUUUAUUGUUAUAUUAUUACUGUUAUCGCUGAGUUGACUGCUUAGAAACAAAAUGCAGAUUUCUUAUGGAAACCGAUAGCCUUGAAUCUAUAGAAUUUUUAUGCUAAAAAAGAGAAUGUAUAGACAAUCUUGUCACAAUCAGAGGCUACUCGAAGCGCUGAUCUCUAGUGGACAUUUUCUGAAGAAAUCCUGGUUUUCAAAUGUACACUUUUAUCCUGUUAAGACCCUCUCUUUAUUGACUUUUUUAUGUUUUAUGUUGAAGUCAUGCAGGUUGACACAUGCAGAGUGCAAGUGCUUAUGUAUGUAGGCCUUGAGGUGAAGUCUGCCACCACAUGACGGGCCGCAUCACAAAAACACACCAGACUGUACGCACACACAAACUAACAUAAUGUUGAUCUACAAUCUUUUAGUAUUUCCCCAAAUACUUUUUUAAAUUAUAUUUGUGCUUGCACUUUAGAUUAUUUUCUUUAUUUUUCAAAGAGAUAUCACAUUGCUGUUAAGCAUUUUAAAUUUUUAGACUACAGUGUUGUAGCUCAUUUUUAUUCAUAUGAAUAGGUUUUCCAAUGAUAUAUUUGCUACAAAAGAGCAGUACAGAGGAAAUUAGGGAACACACAUUUAAGGAAAGCUAUCUCUCGCCCCAAAUGUCUUUUUUCUAGAUGAAGACAGAGUUUGGUUAAGUCAAACCAACUUUGAAGACCUAUUUUCUCCUCUGUCUCAGGAUUGUGAACAUUUUGUACCUUGGAAUGACUAUAAACUUGUAAGACUUGCCAACAGCAUACAGAUUGAAUGAUGUGUUUGCACCCUGGAAUGGACAAGUGUUAAAUGUACUCCUAAGUGAUGUGAUCUUAUAGUAGGUGGUGAUAUAACUCACUAUGUAUGAGGGAAACUAUACUCCUUUUUUGUACAUUUGUGGGGUAUCUGAUUUGAAUAAAACAAAGGCAAAGAUUUGAUGAACGCCUGGCCCAGAAUGAAACUUAACGAGCCAACAGUCAUGCUGUUUGUUUAAAACAGAAAUUUCAUUUGAAAGUCAGAUAUUAUUUUUCAUCAGUAAGCUAAAUCUGUAUGUUUUAUGUAUUCAAUUGUUACAUUCAGAACAAUCUCACAUUGGGGCCUGUAUGAACAAUCUGGAACUUUUUGCUUUUUACACUUGUUUCACUUCCCUUUAUCCAAAAUACCUCCAUAGAGGUGAAUCUCAUUUUUCUACUUCCUAUCACUGGGGGAAAAUGUAAACCUGCAAGGGAUAAACUUGUAUAUUUAUGCUACUGCUGCCUGCUUACCAGUUUGUCUAGCAGUGAGCCUAAGACGAAAGACUUGUGUACUCUGACGAGCGAUAGUGUCUUUCUGAUGGCUUACUGCACAUGGACCAGGAAACUAAACUCUGUUUUCUCUGUAGCUUCACUUCCUGUCUUUUCUAUACUCAACAGGUUUAUUUUAUUAAUGCAUUUGAUGAUAAGAGUCAUUACUGCAAGCUACUUUGAAUUUGUCUGUUCAGGACUGCUAUGAUAUAACUUGUUAAUGUGACUCUUGGAUUGAAUUAAAAAGAAAGUAACACACAA
Molecule: messenger RNA, 5766 nt
Organism: Notolabrus celidotus (New Zealand spotty)
Lineage: Eukaryota; Metazoa; Chordata; Actinopteri; Labriformes; Labridae
Product: lysophosphatidylcholine acyltransferase 1
Exons: 14
Coding region: 353-1987 (544 amino acids)
Molecular function (GO): calcium ion binding
Source: RefSeq, a predicted model, not a curated record